Molecule: messenger RNA, 927 nt
Organism: Pomacea canaliculata
Lineage: Eukaryota; Metazoa; Mollusca; Gastropoda; Architaenioglossa; Ampullariidae
Product: membrane magnesium transporter 1-like
Exons: 4
Coding region: 46-354 (102 amino acids)
Cellular component (GO): EMC complex; plasma membrane; early endosome
Source: RefSeq, a predicted model, not a curated record
UAUGAAAGUUUACGCAGGAUCCGUGUCAGCAAACUGCAUAUCAAAAUGGCGUCGUUUAAGUUGUGUGUGUUUUUAGGCUUAAUAGCUUUAGCGCACGCAGCGUAUUCUGCUGCUCAGCAUCGGACAUAUCUUCGACUAACUGAGCAGGAGUUUACAAUGCUGCCUCACGAUAUUUUAUUGCAGUGUAUUUUGGGCCUUCUACUCACAUGUUAUGGAGUUGUCAAUGUGGCAGGUAACUUCAAAGAAAUCCGAGCAAGUGCAGAGCAAGAAAAUAAGACUUGGGACAUGCUUGGCAACAGAGGAGGUUUCAACAUGUUUCAUCAUCGAGGCAAAGCCAUGUUCAGGGAACUCUAAAGCAUAUUUCUGAGUCUGCACACUAUCUUCCACCUAGGUUGUAAAGCUCUCAUGUGGUUUAGUUAUUUGGUAAAAUUGCAAACCCUUCUUUUUUGUUGAGCUUUAUGUGAGAUAUUAAAAAAAAAAUUAGUUUGCAGUAAUGAAUCAAGAUGCAGUCAGGUCUUUAUAAUUUUUUUUAUUAUUAUUCAUGAAAUAUAUAAGACCUUUAAAACGUCAUUUGUUUUGAAACAAUGGUGACAGGUUGAUGUGGCACAAGGCAGAUAGCUACAUGUCAACAAAUAAUGAGAAGAGUUUAUGAUGUGCAAAGACAUAUGAAAUUGCCAUUUAAAAUGUGUCUUUCUGCUUGUAAAAAAAAAUGUUAAGAUAUCUCUUCAAAAAUGUUUCAUUGGACUUGUAAAGAUCUAAUGUGGUUUAAGGAUGUAGCAUGCAAAAGUUUUUGUGCAUGUGUAUGCCUGUGGUUUUAAAAUAAUUUGCUGUGUAUGCACUGGACAAGAUGACAUUGUUUAUAAUGAUUGUCAGAAAGCAAGAGAUUUUUGUGUCGUAUGAAUAAUAAAAGAUAAAGAAUAUGUGGUA